AUGAAGUCGAAACCUUCUGAGAACCCAAACUCAAAAUCUUCUCCUCAAUUCGUUAUUUCUCCAAUCCCAGAGUCAGUUACUGAAGAAUACAUAAUAAAAAAAAUCCAUUCAAGCGGAUUCAGAGACCCGAUUAUACUGACUUUCCGAAAAAAACAAAAUUUAUUUAUUACCACAACCGACAAGUCUACAAGCCCAACCAAUCUUUUGAUGACAACAAAUACUCAAUUAUCAAAUACUUUAGCGCAAAGUUCUACUGAACGAAUAUCACGAACUGGAUCACCAUCUAAAAAAAUGGGCAAAAGAGUGAGGGUUUUUAAAGUCAAAAUGCAAAACAAACUGAAUUUAUUGCAAGGUUUGCCUUAUCAAAAGUAUGGGAAAAGACUGAUCCAGCACCCUUACUUCCAAAUACAUAUAAUAGAAGAUGAACUGAAACUUCUUUAUGAGAAGCUUAAAAAUUUAAAGUCAAAAUUAAUUGAAAAAUCUAAGCACAAAUUAUUCAAAACAGUCAGAGUAGAAAACCAGCAAAUUUUCAAUGCAAAAUUAGAAGAAACCCUAGGGCUUUUGAAAGAAAUUACAAGAAUUAUUUUAUUUGGUACAUUUUAUUUAGAAUAUGCAGACUGUUUCGAGGAAUGCCAAAUCAAGCCAUAUCCAUACCUCCCUGAUUUCCAAGAAGUAAAUUCUGAGCCAGCAGUUUUUCAAAAUAAUAUAAACCUAUAUCUAGACGCAAUUGAUUCAUUCAAAGGUGCAUUUGCAACUUAUAAAACGCUUGCCAGACAAAUAGACAGAAAAUCUCUUAAUUUGAAAUCUACAAAUACACUGUUUCAGUUACUUGGAAGGCUUAGACUCAAUAUAAGUGAAUUUCUUGAAGAAAUUGCUUUUCAUGAGAACCACCAAAUGCAAAAAUCUAAGCUUUUGGACUCAAUCCUCAGUCUCCAUUCCCUUCCUGAAAUACUAAAUGUCCAAACAACUACAGCUGAAACGCUAAGAAAGCAUCAAUUUAGCCCUGAUUUCGAGAUAAUCAAUAUGAAUAAGACAUCAAAAGAAAUCUUGCAGGCAAUGUAUGACAGCUGAGCAUAUAUUGAAGAUGCAAACGAUCAUGCUGCACCUGAAAAUAAAUUAAAAAACAUAAGCAAAAUUAUGAAUUAUUUGAAAAAGGGAAAGCCGCAGCGGUUUGGCACGAAUUCUCUUUCAGAUAUUAAUUUAAGGCCAAUAUUAACCUCUGAAAGCACAAGCCAAACAAUGAGAGAGAUAAACUCGCCACAGUUUUUCCGAAAUUUUUCAAAUAUUUAUGGCAAUAUAACGGAUCCCAAAAAAUUGGAAAAAGCCAACGUUCCUCAACCUCAAAAUCGACUGACCUCAAGAAGCAAUAGAGAAAUUAAAAAAGCAAUACAAAUUGGUCUGAGGAUGUCGAUAGAGCCAAAAAACUAUACAAAGCUAAGGAAAAUAUUUUCUGAAGAAGAUAAGUAUCUUGUAUAA
Blepharisma stoltei is the source of this 1476-nucleotide messenger RNA. Lineage: Eukaryota; Ciliophora; Heterotrichea; Heterotrichida; Blepharismidae. The record is from the annotation of a GenBank genome assembly.